CCGAGACCUUCACUCUGGAGGAGGAAAGCGAGUGUUUGGGUUGUUUAACGUUUCACCAAGGGACCUCCAACCCCUGUAUUUACCAACAACAGGCGUCUAUUUCCCAACACUGUACCGUCCUAGCACACGGACUCUCUAGUGAGAAAUCCCCUCUACCUCGACUAAUAAAUGCCAAGAGAAACAACCCAAGCGCCCAGAGAUAAGGAUCGCUGCUCCGAAUUUGACAGAAAGACUACACAGUCGGACAAACAGAGGGAAAAACAACAAAAGCGCACGCAUCGUCGCCGUUGCCUUUCUCAAUGCAUACCCUUUGUGCCCGGGGAACGAUGAAACCAGAGAUUAACGCCGCCGUCGGAUUUCUGUCGAGAUUUCUGAGGGUAAAAGGACACGUAAACGAUCGACAGGUCCAAACGUUCAGCCAAAGCUUACAGGACAUUUUGGCAGAGCAAUAUAAGCACCACUGGUUUCCAGACAGGCCCUGCAAGGGCUCAGGUUACCGCUGCAUUCGCAUCAACCACAAGAUGGACCCCCUGGUGUGGCAGGCAGGCCAGCGCAUCGGUCUGACCAUCCAGCAACUCUACCUGCUGCUGCCCAGUGAGCUCACGCUCUGGGUGGACCCCUUCGAGGUUUCCUACCGCAUUGGCGAAGAUGGAUCCAUCUGCGUCCUGUAUGAGUCGCAGCCUGGCCCGGGAGGAAUGCCAGCGACAGCCACCACCAGCUCCCCCUCAGGAAACAGUGGGGCAGUGAACCCUAUGGUGGACAGUCACAUCAGCUGCAAGGAGGAACUGAUGGUGCUGGGAAGAACCAGUCCCUCCAAAGGCUACAAUAUGAUGACUGUGUCUAGUUAAAGCGGCACAUAGUCACCCAGGCCUACUAUUGUUCAGGGUCAUGCCAUGGCUGGUCAUUUGGCUAGACCAGGGUGAGCCUUUUUAAAGCUAAGAAUAUGAAAUGAAAUAGUGAAAGAAUGGAAAAAAGAAAAAACAAAAGAAAAAACAAAAACAAACAAAAAAAGAAAACAGAGGAUGUGGCCUAUCGUCCAGGUGAUGGAAACCUUGUAGGUUUGCUAUUUUCUACCCUCUCUCCCCAUUAUCAUCUGUUCUGUUGUGUCAUUGGAUGAGCUGGGCACUCCAUUUUUUAGGAGAGGCUUUGUGGAAAUGGAACUGUUGGGGCAGCUAAACUAACAAACCAACCAACCAGGAACACCCAUGGAAACUGGCUCCACCUACCCCUGCACUCUCAACUGUAAACGCCGGUGAUCGGCUCUGUGUCCGAGGGGGCUAUCAGCAUUGACUUUGCACUUAUUUGUGGUUACUAUGGGUACAUGUUCAACACACCACUGCAGAAACAGCAGUCCAAAUUACAUGGAUACUUUUUUUCUUCGUUAAGAACUACCCCCGAAUCAGAAAAUUCAAAACUCUUUUUUUUUUCUUUUUUUUUUUUCCCCCCAGUUUGCUGUUUUUCAUUUAUUUUGCUUCCUGGGUGGGGAGGAAAUUGAGGUUCAGACUGUGCCCAGUGAAAUCCAAGCUCAAGGUAAAGAAACUCCCAAUGAGAGCAUCUCUAUUUUCUAUAAAAACCCUUUUUUGGACCACAGGGAAUAUAUUUUCUUUAUCUUUUAGCCAUUGGAUAAAAAAACAAAAAAAAAAA
Molecule: messenger RNA, 1644 nt
Organism: Pundamilia nyererei
Lineage: Eukaryota; Metazoa; Chordata; Actinopteri; Cichliformes; Cichlidae
Gene: btg1
Product: B-cell translocation gene 1, anti-proliferative
Exons: 2
Coding region: 300-848 (182 amino acids)
Biological process (GO): negative regulation of cell population proliferation
Cellular component (GO): cytoplasm; nucleus
Source: RefSeq, a predicted model, not a curated record